Messenger RNA from Raphanus sativus (radish), 2290 nucleotides. Its product is annotated as KH domain-containing protein HEN4. The record is from RefSeq and is a predicted model, not a curated record. Lineage: Eukaryota; Viridiplantae; Streptophyta; Magnoliopsida; Brassicales; Brassicaceae. Gene Ontology annotation, molecular function: mRNA binding. Gene Ontology annotation, biological process: regulation of gene expression. Gene Ontology annotation, cellular component: cytoplasm; nucleus. The transcript has 9 exons. Bases 608 to 2029 code for a protein of 473 amino acids.
GGUGAAGUUUUGUUGCGUGGCGUUGGAGUCGGAGAACUGAAACAGAGAGGAGCAAGAAAGUCAGCCUCUGGUAAGGGGUAAUUAGCUGCUCUGUCAUGCAUUCCCGAGCCCGAACAUGGUGGAACGGAGCCGUGGGUUGGAGAAUCUGAAACAUGCAAUCCUGUCUCUGAUCAAUCAAAUUCUCCAAAAAACAGGGCGCAAAUGCCAAACUCCAUCAUAGUAAAGAUCACUCAGAGUCGCAGUAGCUCUGAUUCCCAUUGGAAGAGCAGUACGAACAUUAAUGAAAGUAGUUAGGUUCCCAAGAGGGGACCAAUUGUGCUUCCAAAACAGGCAGGGCUACGUGUCGUCACGACGCGAGAAAGAUUAAAGAGCCCACACGUCACAAACUUGCUCAGGCCGCCCUUCCUAGUCUUCUCCAUAGACGUUAACUAAGCCCGCACGACUUUUUUUCUUCCCAUUCUCUUCAAUUUCAAAAAAAAAACGGAGAGGCCGUUGCAUCUUUCCAGCAACCGAUCGUCACCUUCUUUCAUCCUCCGGAAACAUCCGUUGCCCUAAUUUUGAAUCUCUUCAGCUUCCUUUGGCUUUGCCACAUCAGAUCGUUGCUAAAAUGGCUAAUACGAGGAACAUUUAUGAUAAUAAUGGUGUUGGAUCAGAAGACACUACUGUGUAUCGUUACCUGUGUCCCGCGAGGAAAGCAGGGAGCAUUAUCGGUAAAGGCGGCGAAAUCGCUAAGCAGAUGAGGUCCGAGACGAAAGCGAACAUGAGGAUCAACGAGGCUUUACCCGGUUGCGACGAGCGUGUUGUGACUAUUUACUCAACUAGCGAGGAGACGAAUUGCAUUGGAGGAGAUGAUGAUGAUGAUGAGGAGUUUGCUUGUCCUGCUUUCGACGCGCUUCUCAAGGUUCAUGAUAUGGUUGUUGCUGAAGAAGUGGGCGGUGAUUGUUAUGGUGAUGAGUAUAGUAGCGAGAAACAAAUAACGGUUGCUGCGAGGAUGCUUGUGGCUUCGGAUCAGAUUGGUUGCCUUAUUGGGAAAGGUGGACAAGUUAUACAGAAACUGCGUGAGGAGACAAAUGCUCAGAUUCGUGUUAUAAACGACAAUCUGCCUCUUUGUGCUUUGGCUUUGAGCCAUGAUGAGCUUCUUCAGAUAAUUGGAGAGCCCUUUGCUGUUAGAGAGGCUCUUUAUCAAGUUGCAUCUUUGCUUUAUGAUAAUCCGUCGCGGUUUCAGCACUACUUUCUGUCUUCUUCAAGUAGCCUGCAGCAGUCCGGUGGGAUGCUAAUGAGUCCUCCUCCACUGACGAGCUCUCACAGAAACUACUCUUCGUCGAGAGAUGUUGCUGAUGUAAGAGAGUUUUCUAUCUGCUUCAUCUGCCCAGCUGAAAAUAUUGGAGGUGUUAUAGGGAAAGGAGGCAGUUUCAUUAAUCAGAUUAGGCAAGAAACUGGUGCUGUCAUUAAAGUCAAUACCUAUGAAGCUGAUGAAGAUGAUGACUGUAUCAUUUUCAUAUCAUCAAAGGAGUGCUUCGAAGACCAAUCUCCAACAGUGAAUGCGGCAUUACGUUUGCAAACGCGAUUCAGCGAGAAAGUAGGGAAAGACUCAACAGAUUCUGCGAUAUCCACUCGUGUUCUUGUUCCUAGUUCACGAGUAGGGUGUCUCAUUGGGAAAGGUGGGGCUAUUAUAUCCGAGAUGAGGAGUGUCACAAAAGCCAAUAUCCGAAUUGUUCAAGGCGAAGAUGUACCGCAAAUUGCUCGCGAGGACGAGGAGAUGGUCCAGAUAACUGGAAGUCUUGAUGCAGCAAUCAAGGCACUCACGCAAGUGAUGUUAAGAUUAAGAGCUAGUGUGUUCGACAUGGAUCGUGGUCUUGUCUUGCUUCCAACGUUCUUUCCUUAUAUAUCUCAAGCGACGGAAACUUCGAGCAAGCCAAAGCAGAGGAAACGGGAGAACCAUUCUCGUGGUUCAGUGGAAACUGCUAGAAAUGAUGACUAUGGCUACCAAAUGAACUCAAAUUCCCAUAGAAGAAAUCAUGUAUAUUGAUCACUAGACCACUUCGAAAGGUUUAUUGUUCCAGUUUUAGACACUUAGAUUCUGGGCUGUUUAUUUUUUGGGUAAACACUUGGCGUUUUUUUGGGAUCCAAGGAAAAGGAGGUUUGUGUUCUUUUCAGUCUUGAGACUUUAUAAAUGCUGGAAGAUCUUGAAAGAAUCAUAAAUAUUUUGUUUUUGCAAUCUCAUGCAAACUUAAGUUUCAACAUUCAGAAGAAAUCAGAAUUCAGAAAUGGAAAAGGAUCAGUUUUGAUC